This is a messenger RNA of Oncorhynchus tshawytscha (Chinook salmon), 4632 nucleotides long. RefSeq names its product C-C chemokine receptor type 6-like. Gene Ontology annotation, biological process: G protein-coupled receptor signaling pathway; immune response. NCBI's taxonomy places the organism in Eukaryota, Metazoa, Chordata, Actinopteri, Salmoniformes, Salmonidae. Gene Ontology annotation, cellular component: membrane. The record is from RefSeq and is a predicted model, not a curated record. The coding region runs from base 762 to 1955 and encodes 397 amino acids. The transcript is spliced from 2 exons. Gene Ontology annotation, molecular function: G protein-coupled receptor activity.
UCUGUGCUGUGCCAUUGACAGUACCUGCAGGUGGUUGGCUGUUUAGAUGUCAUCCUACUUGCAGACCACUGCAAAAUGGUUCCAUACUUAGUUACUAGUGAAAUAUAGUGAAAUGUCAAACUUUUGAUACCUGUCUGUAUAACUUUCAAUUUUAUGCAGAGGAUGUAGACAACUAUGUUAUUAAUCAUAGUAGAUCAUGACAACGAUGGUAUGCAAGUACAUUAAAUAGUUUUAUGCACAACUCUUCAGUGAUGUUGUUAGCCUAAAUUAUUAUUAUUAUUUAUUUUUUGGACCUUUUAUUAAAACAGUAUCCCCCACAUAAAGCAUGUCUGUGUACAACCAUACUACUGCAAUAUACCUCAGAUUUGAGCAUGUUAUGAGAUGCCUUGACGCCUGUCUACCUGAUUUAUUAUAGCAAGCCAUGGCCACGUGACUCACUGCCCUGUAGGAGCGAAGCAUUUCUGUGAACAGGAUGGUCUACCUGAUCAACUUAAAGCAUAUUUCUUGAGUUCCCCUGCUUUUAUCUUGUGGUUAUGUAGGUGUCAGGCUGCCAACUGAGGUUUUGAGAACUUGCAGAGACACUGCUUGGUCACACACAUGCAGGUCGAUCAAACGGACAAAAACUUUACUUCGUCCUUGUUGAUCAGACGAAACAGACAUACUGUAAUCGCUGAGGUUCACAGCUUCACUUCUUCAAACUUGGCUUGGAAAAGUCCCAAGAGUAUUUUGUAAAACUUUAUUACUCCGUUAUUCUGGAGAAAAUGGAUGGUACAGAUUAUAGUGAGUCAACAAAUGGCAUUACAGAGGACUAUGGUGAGAUGGAAUAUGUGGAGCCAUGUCAAAUGACAAAAAACAACCGUGUGGAGAGAGUGGUGCGACUCUACAUCCACUCUGUCAUCUGCAUCCUGGGUUUACUGGGCAACAUCCUGGUGAUCGUCACCUACGCUUUCUACAAGAAGGCCAAGUCCAUGACGGACGUCUACCUUCUGAACGUGGCCAUAGCCGACAUGCUGUUUGUGGCGGCUCUGCCCCUGAUCAUCUACAAUGAGCAGAGUGACUGGGCCAUGGGGAUGGUGGCCUGUAAGAUUCUCAGAGGGGCCUACAGCGUCAACCUGUACAGUGGUAUGCUGCUUUUAGCCUGUAUUAGCACUGACCGGUACAUCGCUAUUGUCCAGGCCCGUCGCUCCUUCAGGCUCCGCUCCUUCACUCUCCUCUACAGCCGCAUCAUCUGCGCUGCAGUCUGGAGCCUAGCCCUGCUCCUCUCUGUCCCCACCUUUGUCUACUACGAGCGUUAUGUGCCUGCACACAGCUUCUACAAUGUAAGUGAGUAUGGAUUUUUUGAUUACAGCAAUGCUAUGACACCCGUUGGUCUGAAGAACCCUACAUCCUCAGAGUCAGAGGAGGACUCUGUGGUUUGCAACUUCAGGUUCCCGGACAACGCCACGGCCCGCCAGAUGAAGGUCCUGGUCCCCAGCACCCAGAUGGCGGUGGGCUUCUUCUUGCCUCUGUUGGUCAUGGGCUUCUGCUACGCCAGCAUCAUCUUCACCUUGCUGCGCGUCAAGAACUUCCAGAGACAUAAGGCGGUGCGCGUGGUGCUGGCCGUUGUGGGGGUAUUCAUUGCCUGUCAUCUACCCUAUAACGCUGCCCUGCUCUACGACACGGUCCAUAUGUUCAAGCCCCAGAGGUGCGGGGUGAUGGACAACACCCAAGUGGCCAAGACGGUGACGGAGACGGUGGCCUACCUGCACUGCUGCCUUAACCCAGUGCUGUAUGCCUUCAUCGGGGUGAGGUUCAGGAACCACUUCAAGAAGAUUGUGGAGGAUGUGUGGCGCGUGGGGAAGAGGGUCAUGAACGUCCGACGCUUCUCCAGGGUCAAGUCCGAGAUCUACGUCUCCACCGCCCGCAGGACUGUGGACGGGUCCUCUACCGACAACGCAUCCUCUUUCACCAUGUGAGGAGGAGACCCUGUGUUGGAGACUGCUGUUGCUUAGAACCCUAGCGAAGUCUGUGUUUCAUUUACCCAUGUCUAGUGAAAGUCUACACAUUCCUUGCACAAUCCUCACAAUUUUCUGCCUUCAAAUUAAAUCUGGGAAAGGGAUUAGAUAAGUUUCUUUUUCCUACUUAUCUACACAACCCACCCACCCGUCCACAUUUUCAAAGAAAAAGACCAAUUUUAGAUCAUUAAAAAAAAAAACACCCAGAGGUAAUACUUGGUGAAAUCACAUUUGGCAGCCAUUACACCUGUGAAUCAUUUUGAAUAAGAUUCUACCAACUUUGCACAACUCUAAGUGGAAAAACUCCGAAGUGGGCAGGCAGAGCAAGCAGAGCGAGGUGGGUGUAAAGGACGGGACAGGCAGAGCACGGACUAUAUGCCAGCAGGAUAGCACAUAUCUCCAAUCAUCUUUGCUGAUAGCAAUUUUGUGUUUCCAUAAAUGGAUAAAUUGGUAUAAUUUAGCAUUUAGAGUUAAAGCUUCACCCCUUAGUUACCUCUUCCAAUUUCAAAUGAGCUUGAAAUAGGUGAAUAAUAAUAUUUGUUAUUGUUUUGUGUGACUACAGCUCCAGCGAUAAAAUACAAAAAUAUAGACACGUUAUAUUUGAGUAAGUUGUCAAAGAAGUCAACCCGUCUGCCCGGCUUCAGUUGGGUCAUUAUAAUUCAAAACAUUCUAAAAUCACACACACGCCUCGCACGCUCGCCUUUAGUGAGUUUAGGCCAUUAUGUAAAAAUUGAUCAAGCUCAUUACAUUUGGUUGGGAUUCAUUGAUGGACCGCAAUAUUCAAACCUUGUCUCUGAUUUUCAAGCAGAUUUAAGUCAGGACUGAGACUGGACCAUUCAUGAACACGUAACACCUCUUUGAAUGCCAUUCUGGUGUCUUUCGUAUUAUAAAACUUGUGUAAUUGUCCCACUGAAAAAUACAAACUCUAUCCUAGGGUUAGGUUUUCAGAAGACUGAGGCUUGGCUUUGGUCCUUUCAUAUUUCUUUUGAUCCUGAAAAACUCCCCAGUUCCUGGCGGUGAUAAGCAUACCCAUAACAUGAUGCUGCCACCACAAUACUUGAAAAUCAAGACAUUGCAUUCACUUCACAUAACUGGCCUGUAUGACAAAGUGAAAAGAAAGAAGCCUGUGUAAAAAAAUAUACAAAUUAUGUUUUCAACAAAGCCAUUAAGUAAUACUGCAAGACAACACAGCAAAGAAAUAAUGGCCUAAAUUAAAAACUACGGGCUUAGUUCAAAUCCAAUACAACAAAACACAGAGUAAAACACUCUGUAUUUUUAAGUAUUGUGGUGGCAGCAUCAUGUUACAGUGACUGCGGAGUUUGUCAGGAUCAAAGGAAAUAUGAAAAGAACAAAGCCCAGGUAAGAAGUAAGAGGAAAACCCACUGCAGUGUUCUGAAAACCUAACCUUGGGAUAGAGUUUUAAUUUUCAGCUGACAAUUACACAAAUUGUAAUGCCAAAGACACAGCAGAAUGGAUUUCCAAGAGGUGAUGAGUUCCUGAGUGGUCCAAUCUCAGUCCUGACUUAAAUUGGAAUCAGAGACAGGUUUAAACGUACAAUGCAGCCAUUUUUAUCUCAAUAUCAAAUCAUUUCUGGGUAACAAUUACCUUAAUGUGAUUGUUUUCAAUUACAAUUGUCAAAAAGAAACAAAAAUAACUUCUUAGCAUAGAGACAUUUCUAAAGCAAGUAUUUUUCUAGGACUAUUUGGGAAUGUUCUUAGUGGGAUGAGGAAAACUGAAAACUAGCGGUGAAUUCCAAACCACCACCUCGUCCCUACCAACUCGCUCGGAGGGCCCUCUCUUGUCACGUGUUGCUGACGAACCUCAGUGGAUGACUUCCAGAGAGUGACGAGGAGAGCAAUAAACCCAUCAACUUCAGGACACAUUUGUGACUUGAAUUAUGCAAUACAUGUUCCACUUCAUGUUCCCCCUGUCGUUUUACAAAAUAUAAACCUCAGUAACAGUUAAACAUUUCAUUUAGGAUUCAUUCCAUCUGUUAUAUGUAUCAAGUCUCGAAAUCAGACAAACAAAUUCACAUGGCAGACAAUUAGUCACACCUCUCCAUUAUUUUGUAUAACAUUGAACAAACUCCAAACAUAUCGCGGUGCGUGUCAGGAUAGCACUUCGCCCUGAAGCCCCAACAGCCUCAAUAAUUUCUACUCCCUCAGUUUGGGAAACUUGUGCAUAUGGUGGAGGCGUGCGUGAACGCGCAAAUGGAGGGCCGAGGAGGGGCGAGGGGAAGGGAGUCAUUUGGGAUUCAGCCUAGCUGUUUUUGGCAGAAAGGUUUGGAACUCUUUCUUAUUGGUCUAUUAACUAAUUUACCGCCUAGUGAUGUCACCAGGCAGGCCAAAACUCCAACCCACCAAAACAGGCUGAAAUGUCAGGUCUUUUCAAAUAGCUCUAAAAGGGCGUUAUCAUAAUUUUCACAAUUUCACAGUAUUAUUCCAACCUCAGAGUGUGGAAGUAUAUACAGUAUAAAACACAGGAAAUCUCAUUUUUAACUGCACUGGUCCUUUAAAUAUUGCUGUCCAUCACUGAGUUAGUGCAGUUUUGACAAAAACUAUGUAACAGUAAAUGUUGCCUAAGAGUUGUGCAAAGUUGGUAGAAUCUUAUUCAAAAUUAUUCACAGCUAUAAUGGGGC